This is a messenger RNA of Triticum dicoccoides, 1393 nucleotides long. Its product is annotated as general transcription and DNA repair factor IIH subunit TFB4-like. The transcript is spliced from 11 exons. Bases 183 to 1061 code for a protein of 292 amino acids. Gene Ontology annotation, biological process: nucleotide-excision repair; regulation of DNA-templated transcription. Gene Ontology annotation, cellular component: transcription factor TFIIH holo complex; transcription factor TFIIH core complex. Lineage: Eukaryota; Viridiplantae; Streptophyta; Magnoliopsida; Poales; Poaceae. The record is from RefSeq and is a predicted model, not a curated record.
CCUCUCCACAGGCCACACAGCUCAUCUCCCCCUCCACCGCCGCCGGCGCCGCCCAGCUCCCCGUCCCCCGGCCGCGCCCACGAGCAAGCGUGGGCGCCGCUCCGCGAACCGGAGCCCCGUUAGAGCCAACCACCGGCCGCCGCUGACCACUGAGCGCCCCAGCUCCGUCUCCGCCGGCGGCGAUGACCUCCGCGCACUCCAAGCUCUACUCCGAUGACGUCAGCCUCGUGGUGGUGGUCGUCGACACCAACCCCUUCUUCUGGGCCGGCGCCGCGCUCCCCUUCGCCGACUUCUUGUCCCACCUGAUCCACUUCGUGAACUCGCUCCUGCUGCUGAGCAACCUCAACCACGCGGUCAUCAUCGCCGCGGGUGUCAGCUCCUGCGCCUACGUCUUCGACUCGGGCAAUGCUUAUGCCGGAGGCACGGCAGAUGUUGCUGAAACCUUGGGCAAGGCGAGCCGCAAGAUGGAGGAGUUCAUUAAGCAGGAUGCUCGUGAGACUGCCAGCAAUGGCACCGUUGCUGAUGGCGGUGCCGCGUCGCUGUUUUCUGGCGCGCUGUCCCUUGCUCUGUGCUAUAUACAGAGGAUUUUUCGGUCUGGUACUCGGCAUCCACAGCCUCGGAUUUUGUGCCUGCAAGGUUCUCCAGAUGGACCUGAACAAUAUGUGGCAGUGAUGAAUUCAAUAUUUUCGGCACAGCGUUCCAUGGUUCCAAUUGAUACAUGUAUCGUGGGGACACAAGACUCUGCUUUCUUGCAGCAGGCUUCAUAUAUAACAGGGGGAGUUUAUAUGAAGCCCCAAGAACUAAGUGGUCUAUUUCAAUACCUUGCUGCUGUAUUUGCAACGGACUUGCACUCGAGAACUUUUCUGCGCCUCCCUAAGACCCUGGGAGUGGAUUUCCGUGCCUCAUGUUUCUGCCACAAGAAGACUAUUGACAUGGGAUAUGUUUGUUCAGUUUGCUUAUCAAUAUUCUGCAAGUACCAUAAGAAAUGUUCGACCUGUGGGUCAGAAUUCAGCCGUGUCAGCAUGCCGGAUUUGAAUUCCUUGCCAGAUCAAAGGCAGUAGUAGUCUGUAGACAGGGAACUGCCAGACUGCAUACUGGGCCUUUCAGAAUUGAACUUCCUUUGAUGGCUUACAAUAUCUAAUCUCGUACCAUCAUCGUUUUUCUACAAGCUGAAUCGCUGCAAGGAGGGGAUCGCGUGUGUAUAUUCGAAGGGCUGUCAAUGUAUUAACUAGGGAAACUGGAGUGCAAUUUUGUGGACAUUAUCCCGAUUGAGAAAUGCACAUUAGUUUUGGUACUACUUCAUUCUUCUUUGGGAGCUUUGCCCUGAAUGUACCACUUGAAACCUUGCUAAGCUGAUGCAAAACAAUGAUGGAAAUUAGAUCAACUUCUUAAA